AUGAAGUGCUCCUUCACGAAUAGCGGAGCAACGGAGAGUGGAGGGAGAUGGAACUGCAUGCAAAGAGACAUAGCUGCGAGUAUUUUCCAGCAUCUGAACAUCAUGGAGUUGCUGCUGCUGGUCCCUCUGGUGUGCCGAUCAUGGCGUGCCGCAUCCCUCGACCCCCUCUGCUGGUCCACCCUCGACAUGAGGCUCAUCGCCGAUUUAAAGGACUACUGGGAGUUUUCCGAUCCCAACAUUAAUGGACGAGUACAUAUGCGAGUGUUCAAAGCGGCCGUCGACCGCUGUGGAGCAGCAGUCAGAUGCUUCAUCUUCUCCAUAUUUGUCCCGCCGACCGAUGAGGAGUUGGAGUAUAUCUCUCAGAGAUGUCGCAACCUCAAGCAGCUUGUCUUGCCCAACUGUGAGCUCCUCUCAGCUGACGGCUUCUGCAAUGCCUUGAGCAAUUGGAGUGAGCUCGAGGAUUUAGCUAUGCACCCCAAAGACACAUAUCUAUGCGGUUGGCCUCCGAAUAGAUCCCUCCCUCCGUUGUAUUUCUCGAGGAUUAUGGAGGGCAUCGGCAUGCACUGCAAACGACUGAUCAAGCUCAGACUUUUGAGUUGUAUCAGUCUCUCCAACGCAUCAGAAAUAACAAAACACAUCCCUUGGCUCAAGAUUCUGGAUCUCUCAUUUGCGCCAAUAUCGGAGGCAGGCUUUGCACUUAUUUUAGAGGGCUGCAAGCAAUUGAUUCACCUAAAUAUCGCUCACUUCCGCAGUGAUACUGAAUAUCGAGGCAGCGGUUGGUGUCCAGCUGCCGGUGAAUUCAAUCCGGAGCUCAUCACCAGAGCAGCUCAUGGCCUCAAGGAAUUCAUCCGGUGCCACCCAGAUGAAUGUGACACGUGCCAAUCUAUGUUCCCUGAUCUGCACCUAUUAGAUGUCAGAUAUUUUUGGCUAUUAGAAGGGCAUCCAGUUUCGUUGGCAAAGGCCGCCUUUAUGGAUUUUUAUCCAAUCGAUAUUGGUUGGAGCUAUCUGAAUGCUCGGUUCAUCCCCAAAUAUAUAUCGACCACUUUAAUAUGCAACCGAAGAAAAAUUUUCUGGCAUCGCGGAAGGGUGCGGCGGGUCUAUGAAAAAACCUAUGGACAGAGCUUGAUUCUGUAA
Messenger RNA from Phoenix dactylifera (date palm), 1134 nucleotides. Its product is annotated as F-box/LRR-repeat protein At3g48880-like. NCBI's taxonomy places the organism in Eukaryota, Viridiplantae, Streptophyta, Magnoliopsida, Arecales, Arecaceae. Gene Ontology annotation, molecular function: protein binding. The record is from RefSeq and is a predicted model, not a curated record.